AAUUAUCAUUUAUAUACUUAUCUGUUUAGAUCGAAUUGAACUGAGCAGUAUAGCAAAAUGCUGUAUCUAAUUAGUUUUAUGGUCCUUGCUCUUUCUUAUAUUUCAGCUCAAACACCAGAACCGAGUUGUAUUUGCCUUGAAGAAUUAGUAGAGGCUCGUGAUUUUAAAAACCCCCUUCGCUUAACCCACGCCAACGAUGGUACUAGAAGACGUUUUAUCGCUGAACAAAUAGGCCUUGUAUGGGUAUUUCAAUCUGAUGGUACAAAAUUGGAAGAACCAUUUUUGAAUUUAACGGAAGUUAUUCUAACAUCCGACCGACCUGGUGAUGAAAGAGGAUUUUUGGCUCUUACUUUUCAUCCAAAUUAUAGAAAUAAUAGAAAGAGUUAUGUUUGGUAUUCGCUUGUAAUAGAUGAUGAUCAUCAUACAAGAUUAGCCGAGCUUACAACUUCACUUGAUGAUCCCAAUAAAGUUGAUCCUACGUCUGAAAGAAUUCUUCUAGAUAUUUUACAACCAUUCGGUAACCAUAACGGUGGAGAUAUUAUCUUUGGGACUGAUGGUUUAUUAUACUUGUUUACCGGAGAUGGAGGUUUAGCAGGAGAUCCUUUUGAUUUAGCCCAAAACAAGCAAUCUUUGCUAGGAAAAGUUCUAAGAAUCGAUAUUGACACUACUAGUCCUGGUAAACCUUACGGAAUCCCAUCAGACAAUCCGUAUUUGAAUGAGACCAAUGCUCUCCCCGAGUUAUAUUCUAUCGGCUGGAGAAAUCCAUGGAGAGGUGGUAUAGACAGAGGGGAUAGACAAACUGGGGAAGGCCGUGGACGAAUCUUUAUGGGAGAUGUUGGACAAAGCGCUUGGGAAGAAAUUGAUAUUCUGGAGAGCAGGGGAAAUUUCGGCUGGCCUGCUAGAGAGGGACCUGAGUGUUAUAAACCAGAUCUUUGCGGAAACAUAGGACCGGAAGUGUUCCCUAUUUACGCCUACAAUCAUUCAAUUGGUCAAUGUAUAAUUGGAGGUUUUGUCUACAGAGGUUGUGAAAGUCCUGGUUUUAACGGUCUCUUUUUCUUUGGGGACUACAUGAAUGGAAAAUUGUUUAGAAUCAAAGAAGAAAAUGGUGUCUGGAAAGAUAAAGAGGUAAAAACAUGUAGCUCACAAGUAUGCAGCGCACAAGGCUUGACAAACACCUUUGCCCCUAGAAUCCUCUCCUGGGGGGAAGAUGAAGAUGGAGAACAAUACUUCCUUUCCACUAUGGUGCCAAGUCCAACAGAUCCCCAGGGUCGAGUAUACAAAAUUGUUGAUCCUUUUAACCGUGGUCAACCCUGUACAAGUUCAAAAGUUCAUCAUUAGAAUUUAGAUAACUAGACAGGCGGAGAUCAACGCCGGCAACGACGAUGGUAAUGGCGAUGCUGAUAAUGAUGAUAAUUUAAAUAUUUUUGAUAAUGGCAAGGAAACAUAUGUAAAUUUAUGAAAAGUAUAUAAACUUGAGUGGAAUACAAAAAUAUAGUUUAGAUUCUCUUCCUCUCUUUUCUCGGCAUGUAUACUUAAAUUCGAUAAUCUAACUUUAGAUGAUUCAGCAUAAAUUUCUUGUGUAUUUAAAUAAAAUUAAUAUAUUCUGCGCUAAAUAUAUACUUAUAUAUAUAUAUGGAAUAUAUAAUUAUGCAAAUAUACACAGAGGAGCGAAAAUGAAAUUGAUUGAAGCGCCACCUCAAACAUGCUAUUAUAUACACCCACGUUUUGUCACAUGAAAAGUUUCAUAAGGGAAAUAAAAGCCUGAAAAGGCUUGGUUUUUUAUUAUUUAUUAGAGUUCACUAAUUAAAUAUUCUAAAGUUAACAAAGCGGAAUAAUAUAUCUAUAAUCAUAUCAAUGAAAAAAACAGCGUCUCUAUAUGAAAAAAUUAUUGAUGAGUGUAAUAGGUUGACG
This is a messenger RNA of Dimorphilus gyrociliatus, 1911 nucleotides long. The record is from the annotation of a GenBank genome assembly. NCBI's taxonomy places the organism in Eukaryota, Metazoa, Annelida, Polychaeta, Dinophilidae.